CCCAACCUAACCUGGAGAAGCCUCCUCCAGUUGUCUCGUUCCAAGGCAUUCUGGCCAUCUUCAAUCCUGCCUCAUCCAUCUCUAUUUUUCCCCUCAGGCAGGAGGAAGAGAAAACAGCGUUUACUUUACUGACUGCUACAUCGUCGUAACCCGCGAACAUGACACGAGUCUCCGUUUACAGCGCAGCCCUGGUGGCCUUUGUCGCCGCGACGGCAAUGAUUAUCGCAUCCAUCACGCUGCCGCACUGGGUCACCUACUCCGUCACGGCAACUGACGGCAACGAGUUCUCCAAACACAUCGGCCUGCAUCGCGCUUGUUCGAACCUGUCCGACCCGCCAUGCCAGGAGUUCCCAACAGAAGAGCUGUGCAGUAACGGCGAGCGGUAUUUCUGCUCCAUGUGGCGCUCCGUUGGCUUCUUGGCCUCCUUCUCAACAAUCCUGCAUCUUGCAUCCAUCGUCACCUUCCUCGUCAUAAUGGGCGGCGGCAAAUAUAAACGCGAGACCGGCUGGAAGGUCCUCAGUGGACUCCUUAUAUUCGUCGGUGCAGUUGAGUUUGUCUUGAUGGGCAUUGUGGCAUACCUAUAUGAGAACGAUGAGCAGUUCCAGGUUCCGGGUUGGAACUUGGACACCUCCUGGGUUCUUUGCACCAUCAGCGCAUCCGUCUCCAUCAUCUGCGCUGUCGGCCUGGGCAUCUCCGCCUUUGUGCUCCCGCCGGAGGAGGGAUACGAGUUCCUCAACGACCCCUUGCCGUAAGCGACAUGUCGGUCAACGGGAAACAAAAACUAGGGGCAUGCCUCACCUUCUUUGGCUCUAUAACGUACGCGCAUAAGGCAAACCGGCGUCUUAUAUUUUGUUUUAUUUCGAGACGAUUUGUUUCUUGACAUAGGAAGGGAGUUCUUCUACAUUCGAUUCUUCGGCAGCGGGCUGGUUAAAGUGACGAAUUGGUGCAUCUGGCAACGCGCGUAAGCAUUACUUAUGUAGACGCCAAAUAAAUGCAUUUUAUUGUUAGAAGCUUUCAAACCGAGAAAACAGACUGGGAC
Molecule: messenger RNA, 1039 nt
Organism: Colletotrichum navitas
Lineage: Eukaryota; Fungi; Ascomycota; Sordariomycetes; Glomerellales; Glomerellaceae
Exons: 3
Coding region: 159-752 (197 amino acids)
Source: RefSeq, a predicted model, not a curated record